Triticum turgidum subsp. durum (durum wheat) is the source of this 1314-nucleotide messenger RNA. Lineage: Eukaryota; Viridiplantae; Streptophyta; Magnoliopsida; Poales; Poaceae. The record is from the annotation of a GenBank genome assembly.
AUGGAUCAGAGCGAGGGCUCCGCCAAGGUUGUGCGGGGCAGAGGCAGGAACAAGAGGAAGUGGACAAUGGACGAGGACGAGGAGCUGGUCAGGGCCCUCUGCGAGGUGUCCACCGACGCCAGGUUCAGGGCCGAAGGAGGGGGCUUCAAGAACUGCUACACCCAGGGGAUAGAGAGCCUGCUCGCGCAGCGGCUGCCCGGCCGCGGCAUCAAGGCCAGCCCGCACGUCGACUCCCGGCUCAAGGUGCUCAAGCGCAAGUUCCACGCGAUCAAGGAGAUGCUCGCGUCGCCGGGGUUCUCCUGGGACGGCUCCAGGAAGGUCGUCCGGUGCGAGAAGCAGCGAUACGAUGAGUACUGCAAAGAUAAUCCUAGAGCUAGGGGGAUGUAUGGUGUUCCAUUUCCGCAUUUCGAUGUGUUUGAUGCGGUGUAUGGCAAGGAUAGAGCCGCUAGAGAAGUGGUGGAAGUGUCCGAGGAGGCGACCGCCGACAUGGAGAAUGGGAAUACGAGUGAGGCCGGAGAUGAUGAAGGGGAGGAAGAUGGGGUGUCCGAUGGACCGUCCGGCCGACCCUUGGACGCUACGUCGAGCUAUGAGAAACGGAAGAAUUGUAAGUAUGGCGGUAAGAGGAAGAGGGCUGAAUCGAAUUGCCUGUCUUCGGACACGUUGAAGGAUGUGCGUGGUCACUAUCAGCGCGCCAGCCAGCAUGUCGACACGAUGGCGGAAGCGAUGGAGCUGUUCAAGGAUGUACAUCGUCACUUUCAGAGCGUUGUUCAGCAUGUCGGCGCAAUGGCAGCGGCAAUGGAGGCGUUCAAGGGCGCAUAUGAUCAAUUCCAGAGCGUUGUUCAGAAUGCGAGCACCGCCACAACAGCCUUGGAGCAGUUCAAGGAUGCACAUGAUCAGUUUCGAAGUAUCACCCAGAAUGGCAGCGCGACUGAAGCAGCUAUUGAGCCUCAUGCUGAUCUGCGAGAAAGGUUGUCGCCUGAGGUGCCCCAACAGGAUGCCAGAGUAAGGGCCAUUGCCGAGAUGCAAAAGCUUGGGUUUACCGGGAGCGAGGUGGUCAGCGCUGCAAGUGUUUUCGCAAAGGAACCCGACCAGAUGGGCAUGUUUUUGGCACUCCCUGAAAUCUACAGGAGGGAGUACAUACUCAAGAUGCUCAAUGGUAUGUUGACUGAUCCUCAAAUCCUGUAUGAACGCAUCGUGCUUCAUUGCAAUAAUAGUUUCAGGCUUGGUUAUUCUGAAUGUCCGUGUCCAACAUUGGCAUUUUGGAUACAACAAAGUAGAACCUGUAGCCUACAUUCCUAUCAAUUAGACAAUUAG